This is a messenger RNA of Eublepharis macularius, 1397 nucleotides long. It is a transcript of the gene C11H7orf25, whose product is annotated as chromosome 11 C7orf25 homolog. The coding region runs from base 95 to 1342 and encodes 415 amino acids. NCBI's taxonomy places the organism in Eukaryota, Metazoa, Chordata, Lepidosauria, Squamata, Eublepharidae. The transcript has 2 exons. The record is from RefSeq and is a predicted model, not a curated record.
UUUGUUCCGCUGAUUUCCAGGAGGAAGUCGCUGCCGUGACCCGCACCGGCCCAGGCGCAAUAAAGCACCGGUGCAAUUGAAUAAUGUAACCAACAUGUCUUCGCAUUCCUUGUUGUCUGAGAGAAUUGCUGUUGCAAAGGAGCUAAUAAAAAGAGCAGAAGCCCUUUCCAGGUCCCGGAAGGGUGGUGUAGAAGGUGGAGCAAAGCUGUGUACAAAAUUAAAAGCAGAGUUAAAAUUCUUGCACAAGGUGGAGGCUGGUAAGGUGGCCAUCAAAGAGUCUCAUCUGCAGAGUACGAAUCUCACUCACCUGAAAGCCAUCCUCGAGACAGCAGAGAACCUGGAGGCAGUUGUCGGCAUCCUCCACGUCUUUCCCUAUGAGGACAACUUUGGGGAAAAGCAAAGCUUGGUGGUGGAUGUCAUUGCAAACAAUGGCCACACCUGGGUGAAGGCAGUGGGUCGAAAAGCCGAAGCCUUGCAUAACAUCUGGUUGGGUAGGGGCCAGUAUGGAGACAAGAGCGUCAUUGAGCAGGCAGAAGACUUCCUACAAGCGAGUCGCCAGCAGCCUGUGCAAUACAGCAACCCGCAUAUUAUCUUUGCUUUCUACAAUGGGGUGUCCUGUCCCAUGGCAGAGAGGCUGAAAGAGAUGGGCAUAUCUGUGCGUGGAGACAUAGUCGCUGUGAACGUCCUGAAGGAGCCCACUGACAAAGACCAUCCGUUAAGUUCUAGCGAUUCUGAUGAAGAAAGCGGUGAGCACUUGUGCGUGACUAAAGUGGACCGGGCCAAUCUGGUCGCCAGUGUUGCUUUUCCUACUGAAAUCAGGGUAGACUUGUGCAACAGAGUUAACUUGGAUAUUACCACUUUGAUUACAUACGUUUCAGCCCUCAGCUACGGAGGCUGCUACUUGGUCUUCAAGGAGAAAGUCUUAACAGAGCAAGCUGCGCAGGAGAGAGAGGAGAGUGUCCUCCCGUCCCUGGAGGAAUUCAUGAAGGGCAAGGAGCUGUUUGCGUGUGAGUCUGCAGUCAAAGACUUCCAAGUCAUUUUAGAAACUUUGGGAGGGCCUGGGGAGAAAAACAGGGCCGAAUUACUCCUGGAAAGGAUCAGUGUGGUACCCGAUCAACCUUCCGAACGUGCCUUACGACUAGUCCUCAGUUCCAAAAUCAAUAGUCGCUCACUAACCAUCUUUGGGACGGGUGAUACUUUGAAGGCCAUCACCAUGACUGCAAAUAGUGGCUUUGUUAGGGCAGCUGCAAACCAAGGAGUUAAGUUCAGUGUGUUCAUUCAUCAGCCAAGGGCCCUGACAGAAAGCAAAGAGUCUGCUGCUGUGCCUUUACCGAAGCCCUGAAUCCUAGUGCCGCAAUCCAAUUGUCGGUGGCUAUUAAAACUACGUACUCCAAUGG